This is a messenger RNA of Harpegnathos saltator (Jerdon's jumping ant), 2536 nucleotides long. RefSeq names its product threonylcarbamoyladenosine tRNA methylthiotransferase. Gene Ontology annotation, biological process: tRNA methylthiolation. Gene Ontology annotation, molecular function: tRNA (N(6)-L-threonylcarbamoyladenosine(37)-C(2))-methylthiotransferase activity; 4 iron, 4 sulfur cluster binding. NCBI's taxonomy places the organism in Eukaryota, Metazoa, Arthropoda, Insecta, Hymenoptera, Formicidae. Gene Ontology annotation, cellular component: endoplasmic reticulum. The transcript is spliced from 4 exons. The record is from RefSeq and is a predicted model, not a curated record. Bases 217 to 1788 code for a protein of 523 amino acids.
CAGUGCAGCCACAAAGAGCAGACCGCUUAUACACGCAACCUAACUAACCUUAAUCGACUUUCGCGAGGAGAGAUAUUAUGUGCAUUUGAUGUGAAACAGAGUCAACACAGAACGAGUGUUGUAGUAACACAGGUAUUCUGCGGCACGCGGUAUUUAAAAAGUAAUUAAAGUACGUCCGAACGAAUCAGUCUUACACAUGAUAAACAUGUCCUCUUUAUGCGACAUGGAUAUCGAAGAUUUCGGAGAUUUUGUCACAUCGUUGGAUCUAGUUCCCAAGGUGAAGAAGCACUCGAAGAAUGUCAGGAUACGAGGGGUAACAAGAAAGCAAGAAUCUCAGGAAGCGCCGCAACCGUCCCUCUUGUCGAGUAUAAUACCCGGCACGCAGACAGUAUAUCCCAGGGUUACAAUCUGAUAGACGACAAGCUCAAAGCAGAUCUGUGGCUCCUGAAUUCGUGCACGGUCAAAAAUCCGGCGGAGGAUCAGUUCAGAAACGAGAUUGAGAAUGGGAGAAAAGCGGGCAAACACAUCGUGGUCGCGGGAUGUGUACCGCAAGGUGCACCAAAGUCACCUUUCCUCAAGGGAUUGAGCAUAAUAGGUGUGCAACAAAUCGACCGAGUGGUGGAAGUCGUAGAGGAGACACUGAAGGGCCACACGGUGAGGUUUCUGCGGACGAAAAAGAACUCCACAGGUAGAAAGAUCGGCGGCUCUACGCUAAAUCUGCCCAAGAUACGAAAGAAUCCGCGAAUUGAGAUCAUAGCUAUUAGCACAGGAUGUCUGAAUCAAUGCACCUACUGUAAAACGAAACAUGCGCGAGGCCAAUUGGGUAGUUACCCGCCCGAUGAGAUCGUUGCGCGAGCGUUGCAAGCGUUCGAGGAAGGUGUUUGCGAGUUGUGGAUCACGUCGGAGGAUACUGGUGCUUACGGUAGAGAUAUCGGUACCAAUUUACCGGAGCUACUGUGGAAGCUGGUCGACGUGAUCCCCGAGAGUUGCAUGAUGCGCAUCGGCAUGACCAAUCCGCCGUACAUUUUAGAACACCUCGAUGAGAUCGCCAAGAUUCUGAGACAUCCUAAGGUUUACAGCUUUCUGCACAUCCCGGUGCAGUCUGGCAGCGAUCAGGUGUUGGCGGACAUGAAGCGCGAGUACACACGCGCCGAUUUCGAGCACGUGGUGAAUUACCUGAGAGAGCGAGUGCCAGACCUGACGAUCGCCACGGACAUCAUUUGCGGUUUCCCCAGUGAAACGGAGGAGAAUUUCGAAGAGACACUGACGCUUUGCCGGAAGUACAAGUUUCCGAGUCUCUUCAUCAAUCAGUUCUUUCCUCGGCCUGGCACACCCGCCGCUAGGAUGCCGAGGAUACCCACGCAGCAAGUGAAGGCAAGGACGAAGAAGCUGACGGAAUUGUUUUAUUCUUACGAGCCGUAUGAAAAUCAAGUUGGAAAGCUGUGUUGUGUGCUGGUGACGGAAGUGGCGCACGACAAACUGCAUUACGUAGGCCACAACAAAUUCUACGGGCAGGUGUUGCUCCCUAAAGAGGAGGAAUAUAUGGGAAUGAUGAUUUUAGUGAGAAUCACCGAGGCAACCAAAUUCUCGAUGAAGGCGGAAUAUGUUGAAGGUUACUCCCCAAGAUCUAGGCUUCCUCCGACGUCUCCACCGCCACGAGGAAUCAUUUCUGGAUUACCGAGCGAGACGAAACCGCCAAAAUACAUGACAGCGACACUUGCAGUGAUCUUUCUCGCCGUGAUACUUAGAGUGCUAUGGAAUUUCCUGCAUUAUUGCAACAUUUUCUGAUUAGAUAGUUUUUAUAAACGAUAUAUUACGCAUCUCAAUCAUCAUCAAUUAUGAAAAUUGUGUAAAAUAGAUUUUUUAUAACGUAUAUGAUCUUGUUAUUUAUUUAAUGUAAACAUACGAGAGUCUUGACUCGUUGACUUGGAAUGAAAUAAAAGAUGCAAACACGUGAAAGAAAUGUUAUUAUACUUAAUUGACAAUAAGGAACGUAUCCCGAACGGGCUUACAAUGUUUGAUUAUCUUAACGCAGAUGCGAUACACCUCUCUCUCUCUCUCUCUCUCUCUCUCUCUCUCUCCCCCCCUCUCUCUCUCUCUCUCUCUCUCUCUCUCGUAGACGCUUGCGUAUUUUACAAUUGGUCUAACGCGUGAAAUUUUUCAAAUUGUGAAACAAUAUGUAAUCGGGAGUAUUGAGCAUUUUCGCACUUUUAAUCUAUUCUAGAAACCGAGUACGCUACAAAUUCCUUAUGUUCUAUGUAUUAAAAUACGUUUGUUUUCUUAUAAAAAUAUCAAGAUUUAUUUAACUUAUUGUAUAUAUUCAUCGCGCAAUUUAUUUGGUAUCACCUUCUCAUUGCUAAAGAUUUCUUCUCUGCCCAUUUUUUUCUUUUUUCUUGUCCUUUAGACAGAGCUUAAAUCAACAAAGUGUACUGGGUUCCUGCCAGAGUAUCUCCUGAGUAUUAAAAAGUAAAGGUCUACGGAUAAAAUUUUUUUAAAUACCAUUACAAUUGCAAUUGCUUAUGUGAGACGACGAAUC